This is a messenger RNA of Acanthosepion pharaonis, 696 nucleotides long. The record is from the annotation of a GenBank genome assembly. Lineage: Eukaryota; Metazoa; Mollusca; Cephalopoda; Sepiida; Sepiidae.
AUGAUAAUGGAUCAGGUGGCUCUCGUCGAUGUUGGCCAUCAACGAGUCCUUUGUAUUCUGGGGUCGCUGGUUGAUCCAGGAUGCACCCGAUAUGUAUUCUCCUCAUACCGAAAAUCUAACAUUGUAAAGAUAUUUUCUUUCUUUCUUUCUUUCUUUCUUUCUUUCUUUCUUUCUUUCUUUCUCUCUCUCUCUCUCUCUUACUUGACUCUCUCUCUUUCUUUCUCCCACUCUUGGAUCUCGCUCCCCCGCUCUUGGCUCUCUCUCUCUCUCUCUCUCUCUCUCUCUCUCACGAUCUAUCUAUCUAUCUAUCUAUCUAUCUAUCUAUCUAUCUAUCUAUCUAUCUAUCUAUCUAUCGAGAAAAUGCAUGACAAAGACAAAACCCAUCACGGUUGUCAUACAUUUUUCUCAAAAUUGUUCUUGAUAUAUAAAAACAUCUAUCUAUCUAUCUAUCUAUCUAUCUAUCUAUCUAUCUAUCUAUCUAUCUAUCUAUCUAUCACACACACACAUAUAUACACACAUACACACACAUAUUCCUUCUUUCUUUUUUUGUUUAUUUGCUUUCUCGCUUGCUUUCUCUUUCGUUCUUUCUUUCUCUUUGUUCAUUUUUAUCCCUUCUCUCUCUCACACACCUUCUAUCUAUCUAUCUAUCUAUCUAUCUAUCUAUCUAUCUAUCUAUCUAUCUAUCUACCCAGCUAA